AUGACGAAGAAGCUCCACGACAACGUGUCUCGCGUUAAAAAGUUCAAUGUCUUAGGCACGGCCAUUUUCGUUGGCUUACGCGUAGCCGACGUUUUUUUCCAAUACUUUUUAAUCCAGAAAUCCUGGGCGUCAAAUGUCAUCCGGAUGCUGGGUGGACAGCCGAUGGAUGGGGCCGUCGUCCUAAAUUCAACGGGGGGCUUGAACCCCUACUACAACACUAUCACGGCAAUGGCAUUCGGAAGCAGCUUGAAACAGAUCAUAGCUAUGCUCUAUGUUGGUGAGCAAGACACACCACCAUCUUCAGCUUUUGUCAUCGGAUUCUUCAACAGCUUCUUCAAUUCCAUCAACACAAUGUUGUCCGUCUGGACCGUCACCUCUCAGGCGACAAGUUUAGGCCCUGGUGAAGGUGUGCUCCAAUCUCCGGCCGUUAUGGUCGGUGCUGGACUCUAUCUCACCGGUAUCUUGGCUGAGCUUAUAUCCGAAUUACAACGCACGUUUUUCAAGAGAAAUCCUGCAAACAAGGGGAAGCCUUACGCGGGCGGACUCUUUAGCCUCGCAAGACACAUCAACUACGGCGGCUACACUGUUUGGCGGAGUGCAUACGCAUUUACGGCUGCCGGAUGGCCUUGGAGUCUGGUGGUCUUCUCCUUCUUCUUCUACGACUUUGCCGCCCGGGGGGUACCUGUUCUAGACCAGUAUCUGUCCAACAGAUAUGGCAAGGAAUGGGAUGCAAUCAAAACUCGUGUUCCAUAUCGUUUGAUUCCAUGGCUCUACUAA
Messenger RNA from Colletotrichum truncatum, 777 nucleotides. RefSeq lists its product as uncharacterized. The record is from RefSeq and is a predicted model, not a curated record. Gene Ontology annotation, molecular function: oxidoreductase activity, acting on the CH-CH group of donors. Lineage: Eukaryota; Fungi; Ascomycota; Sordariomycetes; Glomerellales; Glomerellaceae. Gene Ontology annotation, cellular component: membrane. Gene Ontology annotation, biological process: lipid metabolic process.